This is a messenger RNA of Capsicum annuum, 661 nucleotides long. RefSeq names its product non-specific lipid-transfer protein 1. Gene Ontology annotation, molecular function: lipid binding. Bases 33 to 431 code for a protein of 132 amino acids. Gene Ontology annotation, cellular component: membrane. Lineage: Eukaryota; Viridiplantae; Streptophyta; Magnoliopsida; Solanales; Solanaceae. Gene Ontology annotation, biological process: lipid transport. The transcript has a single exon. The record is from RefSeq and is a predicted model, not a curated record.
UUAUUUCACAUACUCAAACUACCAAUACAAUUAUGGCCAUUAUUAGCGCUAGAAUGCUAAGCAAGAAUCUUCUUUUAGUCACCCUGAUCAUUUGCAUGGUGGUGGCACUACCGGUGUCUAAGGCAAGGAUUACGUGUGACACCGUGUACGACGACCUUCGACCAUGUAUUAAAUAUGUGUUCUCUGGUGGAAGUUUCCCCACAGACUGUUGCAAUAGGAUUGAAUUUCUUCUUGUUUCUGCUAUCACAACUGCAGAUCGUCAGAGCGUGUGCUUGUGCGUGAAGGAUCUUUUAUCCUACGCCUCAGAUGAACAACUCAGCCGUGCCGCUAGCAUCGCCGGACAAUGUGGGGCAAGUGUUCCUUUCGAGAUUAGCCCAAAUGUUGAUUGCUCAAAGGUCCAACAAUGGAAAGAAGCGCUAGUGAUCACUUAGUGGUCAUGCUUUCUAAAUUCCAACUAUAUCAUAUCAACUAUUUAUGUUAUUUUUCUUGUUUGGAUUUAUGUCCUGAGUCGGGUGUCUAUCAAAAACAAUAUUUCUACAUCUAAUGUAAUGAUAUGAACUACAUACACUUUAUCCUCCCCAAACCUCACUUUAUGGGAAUACAUAUGUUGUUGUUGUUGUUGGAUUUUAUGUAUAAAUAAAAUAAGAUAUAUUUGAGAACA